AUGGGAAACUUCUCUUUCUCUCUGAUUCGCUUUCUUGCUCUGCAUUUUCUUCCCAAUUCUAUACACCAAAGUAGUUGUGCCUUUCAGAGUGAGAUACCAACAGAAAGCAAUCAUUUCCACAUUGUUGAAAUCAGCUCUUUACUGACAGACUCAAAUUGCAGCCAUUCUGCCACAGUCUCAUCCAAAGAGGAGGGUCUGAAAUUGUUCCACAAAUAUGGACCCUGCUCUCCAAGCAAGCAUGGGAAAGCAAAUGCUCCUUCUGUACGUCAAAUCCUUGAAGGAGACCAAACAAGAGUAAACUCCAAGCUGCAGUCCAAGCUCUGUGGCAAGAACAAUGUUAAAGUAAAGUGGGAUAGUAGCAUUACUCUUCAAUACGUUGUGAAUGUGGGUCUGGGAACACCUAAAAAGGAGUUGACGCUUGUGAUGGAUACAGGAAGUAGUCUCAUAUGGACUCAAUGCCAACCUUGGAGUUCAAGUUGCUCUUCAACCUCAACAUGCUUGUACGGCGGAGCUUAUGUAGAUGGAUCAUCACUCGUUGGAUUUCUUGCUAAAGAAAGGCUAAGUGUAGGAUCCGAUACUUUCAAUGACACAAUAUUUGGGUGUGCUGAAUUCGCUAAUGUCAGCAUGGAAGGCAUUGAUGGCAUACUUGGGCUCGACCAGGGUUUUUUAUCAUUUGUGGAACAAACAGCCAACACAUAUCAGAGAGUUUUUUCAUACUGUUUACCAUCAAAAGCAAGUGAGAUUGGUUUUCUCAAAUUUGGUAAGGCUAAACCAGUUUCAAAAUCCUUGAAUUUCACACAGCUAGGAGCAGGUUAUGCCGUUAAUCUUGUUGGAAUAAAACUUGGCAACACCAAACUUCCCAUUGCUUUCAAGAAUGGUACUGCAAGCAUUGAUUCUGGUACUAUUAUUACAAGGUUACCUCCCAAGGAUUAUAUUACUUUGCGAGAAGCUUACAGAAAAGUCAUGUCACAUUAUCAGUUGACAAAACCGUUUGGAGCUUUCGACACUUGUUAUGAUGUUGGUAGUCUUCUUAAACUUAAAAUUCCGAAAAUGAGCUUCUUGUUUGCAGAUGGUUUUGUUUUAGAUCUACCGCCCACUGGUAUAGCUUUUCCACUCAACUCCACCCUUGUUUGUUUGCCUUUUGCACCAUAUCCGGGAGGUGAUGAUCUUGUACUUUUUGGAAACGUUCAACAGAAAACGUUAGAGAUAGUGUAUGAUGUAGCAGGAGGUAAAAUUGGAUUUGGUUAUGGUGGUUGCAAAUAG
This is a messenger RNA of Gastrolobium bilobum, 1263 nucleotides long. RefSeq names its product aspartyl protease family protein At5g10770-like. Gene Ontology annotation, molecular function: aspartic-type endopeptidase activity. NCBI's taxonomy places the organism in Eukaryota, Viridiplantae, Streptophyta, Magnoliopsida, Fabales, Fabaceae. Bases 1 to 1263 code for a protein of 420 amino acids. The record is from RefSeq and is a predicted model, not a curated record. Gene Ontology annotation, biological process: proteolysis. The transcript is spliced from 3 exons.